AUGCUCAAUAGUGGUUGUUGGGCUGUUGGAUGUCUGGUUUGAAAUGCAUCUCUGGUUCUAUCCCUGACAGAGAGCCUGAUGGAGGAGGUAGAUGUCACAGUGAGCGAAGAUGUUGUCCGUCUGCCUUUUAAAACAUUAGCUCACCUGCCCCAUGAUGCUAAAGUGGUUUGGAACCACACUGAUAAACCCAACACUGUACAUGAAUAUCAGGAGUGUCAAAACCAGUUAGAGAGACAGAACCAUGAGUACCAGGACCGCACAGACAUGAGACCUGACGCUGUGAAGACUAAAGAUCUGACCCUCACUCUAAAGGAUCCCAAACUGGAAGACAGCGGCGUCUACAUCUCUACCAUCUACAACAAAGAUGGGAAAAUACUGGCACGGAAGACAGUGAUGCUCACUGUGAGAGUCUACAAGGUGGAAAAGGUUUCUGUGGACGAGGGAAAGAGGUCCGUAGUUCUUCCCUUUCAUGCAACACGUCGCCUCCUCUCUGAGGGCAUCACUGUGGAGUGGAGACUCACAGACGUAGAAGACACGAUGCUCUACAAAUAUCAGACAGGCCAACACAUACCAGCAGAGGAUCAGGAUUAUGGAGGCCACACAGAGAUGAAUGAAGAUCCAUUAACAACUGGAGACCUCAGUCUGACCAUCAGGGACUUCCCUCUCACUGACGGUGUUUAUACCUGCACCAUCUAUGAUGAGAAUGGAAAGAGGCUGCAGCAGAAGGUGGUGGUCCUCAUAGUCAGAGGUGAGUGGAAGCAGCUGCUCUAUCCUCAGCAGGAACAAAACACAUAAACAACAAAAACCUGG
Messenger RNA from Cyprinodon tularosa, 810 nucleotides. RefSeq lists its product as uncharacterized. The record is from RefSeq and is a predicted model, not a curated record. Bases 79 to 795 code for a protein of 238 amino acids. NCBI's taxonomy places the organism in Eukaryota, Metazoa, Chordata, Actinopteri, Cyprinodontiformes, Cyprinodontidae. Gene Ontology annotation, cellular component: external side of plasma membrane. Gene Ontology annotation, biological process: immune response; cellular response to lipopolysaccharide; positive regulation of T cell proliferation. The transcript is spliced from 2 exons.